Messenger RNA from Naegleria fowleri, 4956 nucleotides. RefSeq lists its product as uncharacterized. The coding region runs from base 1 to 4956 and encodes 1651 amino acids. The record is from RefSeq and is a predicted model, not a curated record. Gene Ontology annotation, molecular function: guanylate cyclase activity; peptide receptor activity. The transcript is spliced from 9 exons. Gene Ontology annotation, biological process: intracellular signal transduction; cGMP biosynthetic process; receptor guanylyl cyclase signaling pathway. NCBI's taxonomy places the organism in Eukaryota, Heterolobosea, Eutetramitea, Acrasida, Naegleriidae.
AUGGACGUGUCAUCAAGCUUUGGAGGAGGUCGGGAUAGCAGAACAUUCGAGAAGGGUUUCUCUUCGAUUGUUGGAACAGCAAUAGGCUACAAUCAGUCAUCAUCCGUUCUUUCAGCCGGCUCCACUGGGGCUUCUGAAUCUUCCAUGACGGAGUACUCAAAUACUUCAUUGAUAACAUCCUUUGAGGAAACAAUAACCUCGUUAUUUACAAGCUUGAGAGAAAGGUCUUGCAUUCGGGCAACGAACUGGUACUCUUUCGUGUUCUCUCUUGUCUUUCUUUUGUACACCUUCUGGGCCAUGAUGUUUCUUCCUGCUUUGGAUCAUGUUGGAAUGAACUGGGAAAAGAAUAGCGCCUGGGUUUUCAAAGUAGCCAACUACCCCGUGACUCUAUCAUUGGAUGUUUCCUCUAUUGAAACUGUAACCGGUAUUUUAAUUGGGUUCUUUGUAAUUAUAACAUUAUGUGCGAUCAUGUUGGCUGCUUCAACGUAUGCCAUUAACACAACUAAUAAGCAUUGGCCAAAAAUCAAGCUUUUCACUCGAGUCUUGAUGGGUUUUUUGACCUUUUCCUCACUUUUUUAUUCAUACACAUACAGUUUAGUACUAGGAUGUGAUUAUGGAAAUUUUGAGCUGCUUCCUGGUGCCGAUCAGCCGCUUGAGAUCCUCAAAGAUUUUACGCAAGUGGCUUGUGUGAGUUCGUUAAACUCAGCAAUGAUGGCGGUUGGCGGUUUUUACUUUGUUGUGUUGAUGGUGAUUGUGGCCAUGUCCUCCAUGAUUCUCUUCGAUAAUAAUCCGACAUGCAGGAAUUUAUUUGUGUCCGAAACCAACAUGGUGUACUUGCCACUGACAAUUUUUCAUUGUUUGUACAUUGUCCUUGCAGCUUUAAUACCUUCGCGCUAUGCCUUCAUUGCUCCCUGUAUUUAUUUUUGCUUGUCGAUAUGCUACUCAGCCUAUUUGGUUUACCUUAUUCCUUUCUUUAGAAAGAUAGAAAACACUAUUUAUUUCGGAGUGAACUGUGCUCGUGUUGGAUUUGCUUUGGGGUUUCUCAUUUCAAGCAUUGUGAAUAAUAUUUCAGAAAUAGCCGACAAUGUUAAAAUAGGCAUGUUAGGAAUAAUCUUCGGGCUUGCGGUUGUGUUUUUGGGUGUUGGGCUCAUCAGCAUGGAAAUCUACUUGAGAUAUAUUGGAAAGACAAUAAGAAGACUCCUUACUGAAACACGUGUCGUAAGAGGAGACAAUGACAAUGCCGUUGUUAAUCUCGAGCGUGAUGGGUCCUAUUUAUAUCAAAUUAUAGAAGGACAAAGUCGGCAGAGACAGCUAAUGCUUUUUUUUAAGCUUUCCAAAUCGUAUCCAAGCGAUGAUGUAGAUCGUUUGUCUGAUCUAGACCUUUCCCUUAAAUUUAUUAAGGGCCUAUUUUCUCAACGGGUGAUAUCCAAGAUGAGCUAUGGGUCUUUACUAACAGCUUCAGUAAUCGUUGCAUAUUUUAAUCCAAAUGUUAUGCUAAGUAUUUCAGUUUCAACCACUCUUUUACGAAGAGCUGCAAAAUUUAAGAAUAACUUUAUUCGACGGUUUUUGGUAAACGAUAAAACAAAAGAUUGUGAAUUUUUAUAUGGCAAGGAUAGCUCUGGAAAGAACCAUAUGGAAUUGAAGAAUAUUUUGGCAAAACUAGACAAAAAGCAGCUCAUCAUUCAUUAUCUUCAUAAGGCCUUUUGGAAAGAGCUUAUGAACGAAAAUGUUGACAUUGAAAAAGUACAAGUCAUUAACAGGCAAAUAUCCAGAUUAACAAAUGCAGCGCAAUCAUCCUUUGACUCGCUCAUGCAAAGCUAUAACCACGACAAGUCUGUCAUUAGAGCAUAUGCUAAAUUUUUGGAAGAAUGCCAAUUCAACACUGAACAAGCGUCUGAGCUGUUCCAAGAAGCAACUGCAAUAGAAGAUGACGAAGCAAACAGUCAAAGAAAAAUUGUACAAAAGAAAAAUAAUCAUAACAAGAUUGUCCCUGCAUCAUCAUCAAUGGCAUUGGAAGCAGACACUAAAGCUAGCAAUGACUAUUUUGAUGAAAAAUCUGAGGAGCUAUUUAAUGAGGUCGAGAAUGAUAAGUUUGAUGGAGUUGAAAACACUGAAUCAUCAGCGCGCAAGGUAGAUGCUUUGUUUAGAAUGUCUUUGAACAUGAAUAUGAAAAAUCAACUUCAACUCACUAGUUUUAUUGUAUUUGCGACAAUAUCUGUUAUCAUAUUGACAGUAGGAUUAGUGAUGAGCAUUGCGAUUUCGUACAAUGUUUCUGGAGACAUUUAUUUGUCUAAAUCUAUAUGUAUGCCCGCAGCAGUUCCUUUAGGUCUGACUAGACGCGUUCGUGAAAAACAAGCUCAUAUGACCUUAUUAUCUAGGGAUCCUAGAUGGCAAUCAAAUCACGAGCUUAAGCUUAAGCAAUUUUUUGCGACCCUACAUUCUUUGAAAGACCUCAGUACAAAGAAUGAGUUUUCAGCGUCUGUGCGCUCUGAUUAUGUAAAGCAAACAAGAAAGUACCGGCAACCAAUGUUGAUAUAUGGAGAUUCGAAUCCAAAUAGUUGGCAAAAUUACACUAUUGAUAGAAACACAUCUAUAGCGGAAAUCACAGAGUCCCUCCUAACUAAUUGUGAAUCAAUGUUAAGUUACACUGAUGAACAGUAUAACCACACAGCCGACAACAUUCAUUUCAUGUAUUUGUAUUUGAAUAGAAUCAAUUUUUCGGCAGGAUUUGAGACGUUUUGCAAUGAAUAUUUAGUAAGAAACAAAGAAAAAGCAGAGUCCUAUCGGGAUAACUUUCUUGCCUACUAUGCCGCCUCAACUGGAGCCUAUGUCGUUUGUGCGAUUGUAAUAAUUCUGGCAACCAAUUAUUUUCUUUCAUCCCUGACUGACGCAGUGAAGUUGCUAGACAAGAGAGUUUCAAAGGAUAAGGUUGGAAAAAUUUACCAUGCACUAAAUGCCAAGCUUAACGAUGAUAUGCAGAUUGGAAGUGACGGCUUGAUAGCAAAGAUGCUUCGUCCAAACAUCUUCAUUGCCAUUCUAGUAAUAUUGGUAAUUGUCGUUACAGUUGGCUGUGUUUCAUUAUUCUUUUUAGAAACUUUAUUGAACUCAAACUUUUCUGCUAAUGCAAUUCGUAAUAUUCAAUCUAGCGUUAAUGUGAUCAUGACCUCUCAAAGAGUAGGCCUGAGGUUACAGGAGAUUUUUAUCUACAAUAUGAAUGAAAUUAAUAGCAAUUUGCCUAUCAAACAUCCAGCUCUCACCUCGCGAAAAGAGCUGCAAUUCUUUCAUGAUGACCACAAAAACUUAAUUGACCUUAUCAACACGAAGUGGUACGGAUUGUUAUAUGGAAAUAAUGAAAACGCAUAUUCAAGAUUAAUUGGCCAGUAUCCAAAGAUUGAUAACAUAAUCAAUGGAAUCUACAACUGCAAUGUAACGAACAAUUCCUCUCUCUGCCCUUCCUUGUCUGAGCUUAUUUCAAACAUUACUAACUCUGCAACUCUCUUCAACGAAGACAUUUUCUAUAAUCCAUCACAUUACACAGCUCUUAGUGUUUUUAUGUGGACUCAAACAUUAUUUGCAAGCAUUGACAACCUUGGCGACUUGUUGCAAUACUUUAUUGAAACCUAUUCAAAAUAUGCUGCUAAUCCAUCUGUUGCUAUUACAAUUACAUUUUCCAUUGUUGGGUAUAUUUUAUUGAUUAUUUUGAUAUCACUGACGUACUCGUCUAUGAGUGCAUUUUGGGCGGAAUAUAGACAAUUCAGAAUGAUGCUGCACUAUUUUCCAAGUGACUUGCUGGAAGAUGACGUACUAAAAAAGUUUAUUCUCCACAAAGAACUUCCACCCAAGUUUAAAAGAAAAGAAACAAAGAACAGCUACACAGAGGAUAACAGCACUGACGGUAUCAAGGGAGUCAUGAAUGCAUCUGUGGAUGGGUCAAUACUUUGCAAUGAAAAAGGAGAAAUUAAUUUGUUCAAUCCUGUUGCAGAGAGUUGCUUCGGACUUAAGAGCAGUGACGUUGUGGGGUUAAGUGUGUAUACUUUGUUUGGUGAGAGUAGCCACGCAACAAUCAAGAGAAUACUUUCCUCUCUCACAGAUCGAUCAAAAUCAUCAAAAGGAGAAUCAGUAGAGGUUGAAUGCCUUCGUAAGAACAAUACGACAUUUCCUGCAAGAGCAAACAUAUUUUCCAGCAAGUCCACACUUGUAUUUGUCAUUCGAGAUAUUACAGCUGAGAAGAAACAAAAUCUACUGUUGGAAGAGGAAAAGAAGAAAUCUGAUUCACUUCUUCGUAACAUCCUUCCUGAAGCGGUAGGUCAAAAGCUCAAAUUAGGAGAGACCUUUAUAGCAGAGAAGCACAACGAUGUCACUUGCUUCUUUUCUGACAUGGUGAAUUUUACAGCUCUAAGUUCCACAAUGGACGCGACUGGUUUAGUUAAAAUGCUGAACACUAUCGUAAAUGGAUUUGAUGCUCUUACUGAUACUUAUAAUUUAGAAAAGAUUAAAACAAUUGGAGACGCGUACUUUUGUGUUGGUGGUAUUCAUGCAAGCUCCACCUCAGACCAUCCUGAACGAGUAUUAAGAUUUGCAAUUGAAACUUUCAAUGUGGUCUACGAGUACAACCAAAAAACAUUACUGAACUUGGACACAAACCAUGAUUCUACCUUCCUCAAUAUUCGUUGUGGUAUCAAUACUGGACCAGUGAUCGCUGGGGUUAUCGGAACCAAAAAAUUUGCCUAUGACACAAUCAAUGUGGCGUCCCGAAUGGAAUCGACAAGUAAACAAGGAAGAAUUCAAUGUAGCCGAAGCACCUAUGAAAGAGUGUACGAUCUCGGUUUCGAGUUCGAAGAACGAAAGGUCGAAGUGAAGGGAAAAGGAUCCACACAAACCUACCUCCUCAAUGACAAGCAUCACAAGAAUCCAAUUCCCACAACAACUCCCAAUAUUUCUUCUAUUCUGGAAUAA